GUAUCACACAGUCACACAUCUAAUACACCAGCUAAUGCAUUACACACAUCGUAGGACAAAGAGCAUCUCGUCUCAUCUCACAAAGAUGUAAUUAUCUUUUGGUUAUGUGGAGUACUGCUGGAAAACAUGGUUCUGUUUUAAAAUUUUGUACCUAAAUCAAUUAUACAACUGCACAUUUAUUUUUAUAUUUUCUUGGGGAAUGCAAAGUAGAACAGAGACAUUUUUUUAGCAGAAGAAAAAAAUACUGUGUUGGAAAGCCACAAAAAUGAAAUCCUGUAGAGGGUUCACACUCAUCUUGCUGGGGCUGUUUUUCCAGGCUUCAUCUACAGCAAAUACAAAGUCUUACUACUUUAAGCUUUCUAUAGAGUCAAGUGCAUUCAACAAUUUCACUUCGCUGCUUAAAGACAUGACGAACUUCACUGUCGAAAAUGCCACAGUAACAAGUGUCACCAUAACAACAGACUGUCAAGACAACGUCUGUACCUGCUCAGGAAACUACAGUUGGAGUACAGAUGUAUGUAAAAUGCAGCCUAAGUGCUGCCAUAAGGACACAUGUGCAAAUAUCCCUUCUGGUGCUAUGUGCUACUAUAAAAACAAAGUGAUUGUUGAUGGGUCAUUUACCAUUCAAAAUGAAAAACUCUCUGAUGGGCUAGAGAAAAAGCUUACCAAAACUAUGAUUUCUAUUUACAGCAAUAUGAAGUGGUUUGAUUACCUGAGUAUUACAAGCCUCAGGUCCGGUAGUGUCAAAGGAGACUUUGUAAUGCUAAUAAAUGGUCCAUUUAAUAUGACUGAAUUUGUGGAGAUGACAGAGAAUGUGUCAAAUGCAACAGGAGCCAAUCUCAACAUUAGAACCACAGGUUUUAUAAAAAUCGAAGUUCCAGAUCAAGUUGGUUAUCAUGACUCUGCUAACAUCAAAUGCACCUCACCAAAGCAACUAGAUUAUGUAAAGUGGUACAUAAAAAGAGAUGCACAAAGCCAACAACGUGUCACUAAUGGCACUGAAGCUAAUGUGUCUCAGGAUUUGCAAAGCAGCACGGUUCAAGUUAAAAAAACCUCAGAAGUCUGGAAAGGGACGUUUAUAUGUGAAUACACAGCUACACCGUCUAGUAACAUAAUACACACAGCAAGUGCAUAUUUGGAUGUUGCCCUUUUGCCCCAAAUCAUUAUCACCAGUGACCCACAAUUCCCAGAUUGUAGAAGUCCCAGAGAGUUUAAUGUUAAGAUUAUGUGCAUCAUAGACAACAGCACAGAAACUUACAAUGUUACCUGGUUGCCAGGAAAUUCUCAAUUGAAGAAACCAAGUUCUGGAGAGAGUACUAUAACCUACACUCAUGAAAUCUCUAUUGACUGUUCACUUACCAAGAGAGAGUAUGAAGCUACAUGUACAUUUAAAAAUAGAGUAGAAAACACAAUAAACGCCACUGUUGUGAUACCAGUCAUUUUUGGUGACUCAGUUGUUUGCGAAAAGAAUGAUAUCUGGCCAGAAGCAGUAGCUAAUUACAGUGCCAGAUUGCAAUGUAAUUCUAAUGAAGUUGGUUUUCAAUCAAGAGAGUGCACAGGAUCCACAAAGGGGGUUUGGGGGACAGUAAUCUAUCAAUGUGUAAGCGCAGACAUAUGGGAGCUGCUAAAUGAAGCUGAGAAUCUUGAGAGAGGACAUGGGCUUGUUGAAGACAAUGUACAUCAUAUUUUGGACCUUUUAAAGAAGAAGAGUGAGCUUCAGGAAAUUAAUACAGCUCCAAAUAUUAAUGCAUCUGUGAAUGUCUUUUCUACCCUACAUAAUGCUUCCGAAACACAAGAGGCUACAUUCAAUAAGUCUAUAAUCACUGAUUUUAUGAAGUCUUCAAGCAAUCUUCUGAAUGACAGUUUAUUAUCAAAUUGGAAAUCAUCUGUCAAGGAAGAUAAUUACAGCUUGGCUGUUAAAUAUUUAGAAUCUUUUGAAGGAAUUGUAACUCGAAUUAAAACAAAUUCCAUGGACAAACGACACAAUGAAGAAAAUGUACAAUUAAUAAUAUGUAACACAUCUGUGGAAGCAUGCGAUCAUGGCUUCAACGUCACUUUUUCAAAUAAAAAAGAAGAGAUAGUUUAUCAAGCUAAGAUCAAGAAUCUACCCAGGCUCCUGCCAAACUUUCAGGACAGUGAUCCAAGUGAAUUUAUAUUGUCAGUCACUGCUAAAAGUGCAGGCGAAAUCUUAAUGAUGUUUCCAGUCCAGAGAGUUCCAAACCACAAAAUAUUCUGUGUCUAUUUUAAUUUUACAAACUCUACAUGGUCUGAUGAAGGUUGUGAAUGGGGUGGUCCACAUAACCCAAAUCUCUGUAAAUGUGAUCACUUGUCUUCAUUUACAUUUCUAAUGGCUAGAACAGCUGUAAAACUAAAGUACAUGGAUGAACUAACUCAUACAGGUUUAGGGUUCUCAAUUUGUUCACUUGUUCUAUGUUUAGUAAUUGAGUUUGUGGUAUGGAACACUGUGGUAAAGUCCAAUAUCUCCCACUUUAAACAUACAGUCUUGGUAAAUCUUUCACUCUGUUUGUUGACAGCACACUGUAGCUUUCUAGCAGCUUCCUUUCCAAAUCCAGCUAUCAGUCAGUGGUGUUUGGCUUUCACGGUCAUGAAACAUUUUUGCUUCCUGGCUGUGUUUUUCUGGAUGUUGUGCAUGAGUAUAGGGCUCCUGCACCAAGUUAUAUUUGUUUUUGUUCAGUUAAGGAAAAAAGUCUAUUUGGGAUUAUGUUUUUCUCUUGGUUAUGUUUGUCCUUUACUUAUUGUCAUAUGUACAAUCAUCACUUAUGACAAUGGAGCUGUUGACUCGUACUAUGUAAAUGAGACGUGUUGGUUAAAAUAUGACCGUGCACUACAUGGGUCAAUCCAUGCCUUUGUUAUUCCUGUUGGUGUAAUUAUUUUUGUGAAUAUGUUCACUAUGGCUGUUGUUAUUAGCAGGCUCUUAAAACCCAAUUUGUCUGAGGGAAUAAGUCAUGAUCAAAAGGAAACUGUAAGAAAUGUUAUUCGAACUAUUGUCCUCCUAACCCCGACACUUGGAACGACAUGGAUCUUUGGCUUCUUUGUGCUAAUGGUUGACCUCACAGACGAUCCUUUAGCCCAGAUUGUAAAUUAUGCAUUUACCUUUUUGAAUUCUUUUCAGGGCUUCUUCAUUUUACUAACAGGAUGUUUUGGAGAGAAAAAGGUUCGAGAUGCACUGCUCAAGCGCAUAAGGCCACAGCAUUCACCACAUUAUCCAAGUAAAAGCUCAAUGUCCAUGACGGCAGCAGUAAAAACAAAAUAACUGAUUUGUUCUACAAAGGCAUAUAUACAAAUGCAAUGUAAUACAGCCAACAAACUUGGGAGGACCACACUGUCAGAAAUAGGGGUACAGUAGGAGUCCAUUUCUGUCCCCCGAGGUACAGUCUACAGUCUGUACCCCCCCGGGUUAUUAUUGGACUUCAAGGUCAAUGUGUUCUUUUUUUAGGGUCAAAAGGGUACAUGUAUGUUCCCAAGUAGUGUAAGAGGUACAAAUAAGUACUUUAGAGGGUACUGCCCCAAUGAUAAGCCAUUGUACUCCUAAAGGUACAACAAUGUACUUUAUUUUCUGAAAGUGCAGACCUGUUUCUUUUAUGAGGACAGUAAUUUAUAACCAGUAUAGUCUUUUCUUUGUCUUCUUUAUUUCUGUGCUGUAGAUUUGUAGAUGAACCUACAUAUAUAAUCGUGUUAAAUGUUUUAAUGUUUUGAACUGUUUUAAAAUAUAGAUUUGUUUAAUCAUCAUUAUGCUUGGCUUGUUAUUCAGCACCUUGAAAUCAUUUUUGUAUUAUAGUUUUUUUUGUUUGUUUUUUUUACUGAGAUCACACUUGUAAACACUUCCUUUCUAUUAGAAGUAAUGCAUUAGUUAUUAGUUACUGUUUAAAAGAAGUGCUGGUAUGCUAUUUUCUUGCAAUACUGAAGCUUAAGUAGAAGAGAAGUAUUAUCAUAGUUAAUAGUUAUUUAAGAAAUAUAUAGUGUCCUUCAGAACUCCCUGUAGAGGUUUUUUUCUUAUUGAUUUGAUUUAAAUAUCUUCUUUCCUUCACAUUAGGGAAAAAAUAUGUACUUUCUUGGAAACAUGCAGUCACCAAAAAAUAAAAAAUAAAACACAACAUAAUUUUGCCAAGAUAAAAGUGUGGCUUAAUGACAACAAGAUAGAAAUCUUAAGGUGAUUUAGUUAUAUCUUUCUGUUAAAUAUCCUUCUUGCUGUAAUUUGGCUUAUUUAUGCAGCAACAGAACCAUAAUUCUGUUGUAUAAAUAUUUUUUUACAUCUUGGUUGGUGUAAGCAAAAUGCCAGUAUACAAAAUGCCAAUGUGUAAUGUUUUUGCAUUUUAUUUAAUGAUAUCAUGUGAUUCCCCCCCCCGACUCAUGGGUUUUGGUUCUUUUUUUAUAUAAAUAAAACAUAACAUUGGCUCUUUUCUUUUUCCUUUUGUUUUUUUCCCUCUUUUUCUUCUUUCAGUCACCACCAGUCAUGUCUGAGUUAAGUCUUUAAGCAGCAUGCACUGACCUUAUGCUUUGUAACAAACUGUCAACUACAUCUUACAUGUACACACUGUGCAAGAAAUUCUGAAGGAAACGCUGCUUAUAAGAAACUGUACACAACACUGCAAAAAAUAAAAAUCUUAGGAAGUU
Messenger RNA from Neoarius graeffei (lesser salmon catfish), 4635 nucleotides. It is a transcript of the gene adgrf3a, whose product is annotated as adhesion G protein-coupled receptor F3a. The transcript has 18 exons. The record is from RefSeq and is a predicted model, not a curated record. The coding region runs from base 266 to 3274 and encodes 1002 amino acids. Gene Ontology annotation, molecular function: G protein-coupled receptor activity. Lineage: Eukaryota; Metazoa; Chordata; Actinopteri; Siluriformes; Ariidae. Gene Ontology annotation, biological process: G protein-coupled receptor signaling pathway; cell surface receptor signaling pathway. Gene Ontology annotation, cellular component: membrane.